AUGUUGGUUCUCGGCCCAUUCAUCUAUCCCGUCGUCUUUGCCUGCCUCGUCACCGCAGCCGAUCCCUCUAUGACGUCCAUGAUCAAACGUUCGCAUGCUCCUCUGUACAAGGAAGAGCAUUGGAACAAUCUAAUACCCUCAUCGUCGAUCGCGGACGUCUCAGGAAACCCAACAGCCGGACUUCCAACAAUUAGCCUCGGAGUAGCGAACGAGAAGCGAGAGGAUCAAUCUUGCGUCUCUGUUCAUCUUUGUACCGAAAAGGACUGGAAAGGAGACUGCUGGUGGGCCUGCUUCCGAGACGGCCUGGAGACAUACCCUAACUGGGACUGGGGUAGUCAUGUCAAGUCCGCUCGGCCAGGCGAAGAUGCCAAGUGCAAGUUCUUUUUUGGCCCCGACUGUAGCAUGCGAUCGAAGAAACAAGAUAUGGAAUGGCCCGGGGGAAACUUUGAGCGCUUGGGUGAUUUUGGCAUAGGGUGCUUCUAUUGCAUGAUGAAGGGAUCGAAGAAGUCAUACUUGAAAUCGGAUUGA
Messenger RNA from Colletotrichum orchidophilum, 528 nucleotides. RefSeq lists its product as uncharacterized. The transcript has 2 exons. NCBI's taxonomy places the organism in Eukaryota, Fungi, Ascomycota, Sordariomycetes, Glomerellales, Glomerellaceae. The record is from RefSeq and is a predicted model, not a curated record. Bases 1 to 528 code for a protein of 175 amino acids.